AUGGAUGGGAUAGAGAAUCCGCUGCGGCGUCUGUGGCUGAAUGAGCUCCCGGCGCUGCUCGCCGUCGCCCUCUCGCUCCGCCACCCUGUCCCCUCUGCCGGCCGCGCCGCCGUCCGCCUCUCCGUCUCUCCGCUUCCCGGCGCGCCGCAAGUGGCGGCGCCCGGUGUGGCGCCAGCGUGGUGGGCAGAGUGGCUCGAAUGGACACCAGAGAUGCAGCUGGCUGCCAUCGUGGACAUGCAGUCGAGGGCGAGCCCUGAAGACCAGCGGCGCGCGCAGGACGCCUUCGACGACGCGUGGCGUCGCGCGAGCGCUGUGGGCGCCGACGCGGAGCAGGCUGGCCGCGAUGCUUAUGUCGCUGCUCUCGCGACGCCCACCGCGCCUUUCGCCGCUCUGGGCGGCGAAGGAGGCGAGGGGGGGCGGGAGGAGAACAAGGCGGCGGCGCUCCUGCGGCAGGUCAAGGCCGCGGGCGUCGCCGGCUCGAUCUCCUACGCGUUUUGGGAGGUCGCCUUUUGGGCUGCCUCGGUGCCGGUCUGCCUCGUCGCGUACCACCAGGCGACCGGCCAGUGGCCAGACCUCUCGGACAACGAAGACAAGGCGUACCUGGGCGCAGAGGCGUUCGCCUUUGUCAACCUGGCCAGGUUCGUGGUCCCUGUCCGCAUCUCGCUCGCUCUGGCGACAACGCCCUGGUGCGGACGGCCAGACGCUGUCUGGAGCGCGAGGUUGCCCGAGGCCGCGUGGCUCGCGGGCCAGCGCGGCUUGGCAUACGGGGGCGGGUACACGGGCAGGGUGGUCGCGACAUCGCCGGUUGCUGUACCGUCGGUGCAAGGCGGGCGCAGCGCGCCGGAGAUCCUCGCGCAGGGGGUUGCGCGAGAUUAG
This is a messenger RNA of Emiliania huxleyi CCMP1516, 876 nucleotides long. RefSeq lists its product as hypothetical. Bases 1 to 876 code for a protein of 291 amino acids. The record is from RefSeq and is a predicted model, not a curated record. The transcript has 7 exons. Lineage: Eukaryota; Haptophyta; Isochrysidales; Noelaerhabdaceae.